UCAAUCGUUCCAGGAGAAAGUCGUGGAGGCGAAAAUGCUCUACUCCCAUGGAGCGCUAGGCCUUGGCUGAUCAGUCAUCAAAUAAAUUCCCAAAAUCCAUGUAGCGAUAAUUACAGAAGUCAAUUCUCAGUAUUUCUUUCAUAUAGGAAAAACUUGAGAAGUUCACCCUUUCUACCAUCCCGACUUCCUUCUUUGUGCAUUCAUGGGUAACCCUUUCUACCAUCCUGACUUCCUUUUUUGUGCAUUCAUGGGUAAGGCAUUCGUCUUUUGAAUUUGGAAUCAUUUCUCAUUUGCAGUCUGAUGGAAAGAAAGAAAUAAGGACCUUUACCUCUACUCCUUUUCCUGCCAUAAAAGAUAGGGGAAGGUAGGUCAGUUUGACCCCAGCCCCACAGCUUUUAGGUCCUUGGUGCUCGAACAGGCGGGCAACUUACUCUUUUUCUACCUCUACUCCUUUUCCUGCCAUAAAAGAUAGGGGAAGGUAGGUCAGUUUGACCCCAGCCCCACAGCUUUUAGGUCCUUGGUGCUCGAACAGGCGGGCAACUUACUCUUUUUCUGUGACUAAAAAAGCCCUCUAUUUCAUUGUGGCAUUUCAAGGAAGGCCAAAUCAGCCAUUGGCGAGGCUCGAUCUAAUUGAGUAGAGUGAGUUCUAGAACCCUAGGUUAGAAAUUUUGGGUUAAAGAAAAGUGUAGGGUACCACUACCUUCCCCGUCUACCUAACCCACAACACCGCCCCUUGUCCUUAAGGAACCCUCAUACCUAACUACGCUCGAGCAGUCGACCGCUCCAUGGGCAGUGCAGUCUUCCCUGUGCACUAAAGAACCCAAGAACUCAGACGUCCUAUUGUGCCCGUACCUGAAGAGCUAACCCUCUCAGCAAUGCAGAAGAUUGGAAGAGUGUGCCCGGACAAAAGAAGACAAGAACCAAGCACUUAAGAACCUAACUCCUCUCUUUCUCUUGCUAUGGGGGAAGGACCCAACCCCUGUACCCACAUCCUAAGUCAUUCCCCCUCUACCGAACCCAUUAAAAGCCCAAAGAAUAAGCAUAACCCUAGGUUAGAAAUCCUGCUCUUACCUUCACCUCACCCAUUCCCUAUGCCUUUUUACCUUUUCCCCCAGCUAGACCUCUACCUUUACGCCCUACCCAUUAACCUCUGUCACUCAACCAAGAGAACCCACCCCUCUCUCCAUACCAGAGAGAAGACAAAGAUUGAAGAUGGUCCACGAACCCAUGCCUUACCUCAUGAACCUCUCAGUGGGCCAUUCCCCCGUACCCGUAAGGAAGAGCUAACCCACAGCUAGAAAACUAAAAGGUAGGACCUUCUUCCUCCUUCUCCUUAUUCUGAGAGACCGGUAAUUCUUCUUUUCAAGGGAAUAAAGACUUCGAUUUAGAUCAAUACGCUUGUAGCACCUAUUUAGAUCAAUUCUUCUUUUCAAGGGAUUCUAAGUUAACUUAUGAAAUUGCACAACUACUCUCCUUGCAACCACCUAUUUUACCGAAGAGAUCCUCUCCUGCUUUUGCUGAUCCGUCUUCUGAUCAUAUGCAGGCAAGAUUCAAGCCUUUUUUAUUUAAAGAGUAAGAAAUAUUACUAUCUUCGCAAGAAGUUUGCACCUCAAGUAUUUUAGGUUGGAUACCUUGACUUUUAAGAAAGGAGUAUCUUCAUCUUUCGGCCAUUGUUUGGAUUAUACAAAGUACAAAAUUGGUUGAGGAGUUCAUAAAUUGGAAAAAUUAAGGGGGCAUUUGGGGCGAGGAGUGACUUAUAAUAGUCUGCGUUUGAGGUGCAGACUAUUAUAGUUUAUGUUAUCAUUUGCAUUUGAGGUCAAACUUGUGGGGGAGUUGGAGUGGGAUAUUUUAGUCCAACCCCACGUUUGAGGCAUGGAUUAAGAAAAAGGGGGAUUAGUGUUAUUCUACUCCUCCUUAUUUUACGUUGAAAUCCCUGUCACGCACUGUUCCAUUCUCUCGGUUGAAUGCAUCUCGGAACAACUGAAAAUUUUUGUUUUUCUCGUGGUCAAUCUCAACUGAGAUCGACCUCAAGAUUCUUCCCAAAAAUAUAAAACUAUUUGAAGGAAAUUUAUCGGUUUUUCUCGGGGCCAUCUCAGGCCAACUUUAGCCCGGGAUCAUACUACAUUUUCUUAUCUUCUUUAGCUCGAGGCUAUCUCGGGCCAACUUCGGCCUAGGAUCAUACUACAUUACCUUAUCUUCUUUAGCUUGGGGCUUUGGUCCGAGAUAGCCUUGAGCUAAAGAACAUAAGCAUAAUGUAGUUGAUCCUGGGCCAAAGUUGCCUCGAGCUAAAGAACAUAAGCAUUAUGUAGUAUGAUCUUGAGCUAAGGUUGCCCAGAGAUGUUCCUGAGAGAGAUCGAGAAAUUUCCUUUAAAGAGUUAUUUAAAUUUGGGAAGAGAUCUCGAGGUCGAUCUUGAUCGAGAUUGACCCCAGAAAAACAAAAUUAAUGGUGGUCCCAAGAUGCACCCGACUUUGAGAGUGGAAUAGUGUAGCAGGAAGUAAUCCCCCUUUCACUUAAUCCAUGCCCCAAACGUGGAGUGGGCUAAAAUAACCAACUUUACUCCCCUUCCCUCAAAUUUGCACCCCAAACACACCUUGAGAGAUACACAAGAUUAUAGAUUGUUGGUGUAAAGUAUGAGAUGGGACUACAACUUUUUAAUGGACAACACUAAGCCGUUCUUUGAAUUAAAAGGUAGAUAAUUGGAUGCAAAGCUAGGAAAAUGGACGAAUAAAGGUCUUUAGAAGGCUAGUGGACUAUAUAUUGAAAGGGACAAAACAUAAAUUUGUUGUUGAUAGUCAUGUAUUCCAUGAUGAAGGAAGAUAAGAAAGGAUAAGAGAAUUUUGGAUUGAAGUAUGUAAUUUUAUUUCAACUUUUUGAUUUGGGAGGUCUAAACGCUCUUUGGGUUAAAAAGCAAUUAUUUAGUUGAAGAGUUCAUAAAAGUACAUAUUACGAGAUACAAAGGAUACAAUAAAUUUGGUUUAAGGUUGGAGAAUUUUGGUCGACGGUUGGGGAUUGGACUUCUGCAUUUGUAUUUAAUGGGGCCUAGCCAUUCUUUGGGAUAUAAAAAACAAAAGUGGUUGGAGAGUUCAUAAAUUGGAAAAAUUAAGAGAUGCAUCGGAUUGGAGAAUUUGGGUUUAAAGUAUGAGAUUGGACUACUACUUUCUAAGUGAAGACAUCAUGCCAUUGUUUGGAUGAAAGAGUUGAUUAUUGGAUGCAAGGUCAAGAAAAUGGACAAAUAAUAAGACUUGUGGAGGAUUUGUCAAGUAAUUGUCAUUGGAACAUGAUGUUAAAGAUUAUAUAUUGAAAAAGGGAAAACACAAGUUUGUUGUCCAUAGUUACGUAUUCCACGAUGAAGGCAAAUAAAUGAAAAUAAGUGAAUUUUGGAUUAAAGUAUGUGAUCGGACUUCAACAUUUUGAUUGAAGAGGUCUAGUCAUUCUAUGGAUUGAAAAGCUAAGUUUGGUUGGAGAGCAUAAAAAAUGGACAAAUUAAAAGAUGCUUAGGAUAAGCGUUUAAGGUUCGAGAUUGGACAUCCAACAUUUGGAUUGAAGAUGCCUGGCCAUUCUUUGAAUUAUAAUGUAAAAGUUUGGUUGAAGAGUUCUGGAAAUGGACAAUUAAGAGAAUUUUGGUUUAAAGUUUGAGAUUGGGCUAUAACUUUUUGAUUGGACACCUAGUCAUUCUUUGGAUGAAGUGUAGAUGAUUGGAUGCGAAGUAAAUAAAAUAGACAAAUAAAGUUACUUCUUAGAUAUGUGGACGAUUUGUUAUAGUGAUCGAUGUUGGAAGAGAAAGUAAGAGAUUAUAUGUUGUAAAUGGGAGAACAAAAAUUUGGUGUUGAUAAUUACGGAUUCCAUGAUGAAAUCAAAAGAGUAAUGAUAAGAGAUGAGAAGAGAAUUUUGUAUUAAAGUAUGUGAUUGGACUUUGUUAUGGCUAAAGUUUAAUUGAAGAGUUCGAAAAAUGGACAACUUAAAAGAUACUGAAGAUAAGAGAAUUUUGGUUUAAGGUUGGAGAUGGACUUCAACAUUUGGAUUGAAGAGGCCCUAGCCACUCUUUGGAUUUCAAAGUACCAAAUUGGUUGAAGAGUUCAUAAAUUGGAAAAAUUAAGAGAUACAUAAGAUUAGAGAUGGUUUAAAGUAUGAGAUGAGACUACAACUUUUUGUUUGACGACACCAAGUCGUUCGUUGGAUUAAAGUGUAGAUGGUCUAAAGUAUGAGAUCAUAAGAUCAAGAUAAAGAGAAUAGAUACUUUUCAUUCUCAUUCUUCGCAUCAUAAAAUAUCUUCUCCUCUAAUUAGCUUGGUAAACCCAUUAUCUUAAUAUGGGAUUAUUACUUUUAGGUCUUCUCUUGGCUCCUUCUUCUUAUUUUAUUAGAAGCCUGAACCCCAAAUUCAAUUUCAUCAAGCACUAGGUCAAAACCUUGCAAACUGUGCUUUUUAAUGCUAUAAGAAAAGAUAGGUAAAGGUCGAAGAUCAGAGACCAGGAAAUUCCCCAUCAAAUCAUAGGCCUCAGGACCAAGAGCGAAGGAAGUAUUCUUGGGUCCUUUCAUCCGUUGAGGGUUAAAGCCAUUUUGGAAGAAGUAAGAUGAAAUAAGGAUGAAAUAGCGGGAACCAGAAUAGGACAGACCAGGACGAGGUAUGAAAGAUAGGGGAUGCAGAAAGGCUAAUAGAGAGGUUUAGCUCCUCUCGUCACUGGAAAGGCUUGAUUUUCUUAUGAGAAAUCUAAGUUCUAGUAUGAUCACAAGAAGAUUAGUUUACUAAUAAACCAAUUCGACUCAUGAAGAGGAAGGCUAACCAGUCGAUCUUCUUCCAGUCCCAGUGCCAAAACAUGCAUUGACGACAAUACCAUCAGAAUCAAAACUAAGAGAGGACCAACGAUUGGCUGGGGCUGUAUUGGUAUUCUAAGUUAAGGACUGAAGCAACGCCACGGGUUCAGAGAUGAGAGCUUCUUCUACUUUAUCUAAAUAGAUGAAAGAUGCGAUGGUUCAACCCAAGUGCUCAUUCAAACUCCUGCUUCUUGGACUUUUUGAACUUCCUUCGUUUUCUUUAAUAGGCUUUGUCACAAGUCUAAGAGGCUUGGUUUUAUUCGUAGGAAAGCAGGUUUCGGGAGGAGGACAAUAGGAAUUUUCUCCACCUGCUCGAACAGGGAAUUCUCCAUAGUACCUCUUUGGCUUAAGACCCAAUUGAUAUUUAAAGGGAUGCGAACCUUCUAAUCCCUGACCUUGAGUCGCUUAGCCGCUAAGAUUUUACCUCGUCCUUUGAAUUGGACCUUCAUUCUCUCCUUCUAGUUUGAUUAAUCAGUUCUUAGCACUUGAUCUGGGCCAACUAGCCCUCUUCUCCGCGCGUUAGGCUUCCACAAAGACUAAUCUAAUUUUUCAAGGGAAGAAAUCCUACAAAUCAAAAGAAAUGGCAGAUGGCUCUUCCUCGUAUUAAAGGUAGAGCCCUUUCGCCUCACUACCUCCUUUCCCAUACUAUCAAGCUUUUUAUCCCUUUUCCUUGUACUCGUUGUCUUAACUUUGUGUGCUUCCUCUUGAGAACUUGUUAAGACACUUAACAAUAAAACACCUCAAAACACUAACUAAUGGCUGAAACAGAGACACUACUCUGCUAGUUAUAUAUUUAUAUAACCAAAAUAGCAUAAAACAGUCACAAGAUGAUAAGGAAAACAAGAACAAACAACCAAAAAGAUCAUACCAGCCCUUCACAUUGAGUUGGGAAAUUUCAGAGGCUAUAGCAGCCUUUACACCAAACAGAAAUAGAAAAUAUGACCUACCAAACAGAAAUAGAAAAUAUGACCUAGCUACAAAGACCAAAAUGAUCCUAUAUAUAGCACUCCUCAAAUUCCUUCCCGUGGGCCCCAUAACACGAUCCUCCUGCAGACUACUUGUUCAGCACCUUUUUUCUCCAAUAACUAAUCAUCCAAUUAUCUUCUUACCCCUCAUUUUGUAAGUAUUAAUUAUAAGAGGUCUUACAGAACUUUGAUGAGCACUUAUGGAGAAUGAGGGGACGAGAAUGAAUAAUGAUAUUAAUGAGUGGAUUAAAUCAAGAACAAGAUAAAAGGAGAAAAGAAAGGAGUCAAAACAAGGGGUUGGUCUCAUGUCAAUCCUACUGUAUCAGGGAAAGAAGCUUCCACAUUCAUUAAUUCAGAAGAGUUAUUGAUUCUGAUAUUAGGAGUUCUCUUAUUCAUUCCUAUUCCUCAAUCUAUUUCGCAACAUUAUAGCGUAGUUUUCCGAGUAAAUGCUUCCCACUUCCUCUGCAGCGGCCGGUUCCUUUUUAAGCUUUUCUUCCUAUAUACUAGACUUCCUAUAUACUUCCCUAUGGAAUUUCAUUCUUGCUAGGGCUUUCCUCUUGAGAUAUUAUGAUCUUUUACUUCCUCUAAUAUCAAACCACUAAAUCCUUGAACUGAUUUGAAUGGAACUAGAUUCUUAUGGUACUUUGAUGGUAUAACUUCUUGAACUAAUGAAAGAGUUGCUUCCUAUUUUGAGACAAACUGAAUAUCCUCCUAAACCUCUGUCGACAUAUUCCAACCUUGAAAGAGCAGACUCUUCGCUGCAAGGCGAGAGCUGAGGCUAGAACUUCUCUUUCGGAGGUGACCUUUCUUUCUAGCAUGUAGGAUGAUAUGACCUCAGCACCGUCAAAUCACUAAAGAUGUGCCAAGUCUUAUUAAAUGAAUGAAAGAAGAAGAAAAAGAAGAAGAAUUUCAUUUUGAUGGAAGAAUUUCAUUUUGAUGGAUCCCACUACUACUCUUCAAACAGCUUCGUGGGGUCUCGCCUUUCUCCUCUCAAUGUAGGCCGCCUACCUAGCUGGUGCUUCUGCCUCCUCUGUGACCGAGGCUUCCGGCUUGAGCUGCUCCUAUUGUAUGAUGAUAGCCUUCCCGUGAUGUUCUGAUUUCAAAUUGGGAUUGAUUUGGGGUUUAUUCCGACACUGAUCUUGUCUUUCUUCUCGUGCGAGAUGGAAUGUGUUUUUAUUAGUUAUGAAUGAAAGGAAACUCUUUCUACAGAAAUGAAUGUGUUUGAUACCGCAAGUAAAUCAAAGAAAAGAGAGUUUCAAGAGGUGCCUUAGACCACUACGCGGUGCUAAUCGAAGAAAACAUCUCUGAAUUCGUCCUACUGCUACAUGGGGGAGAAAGAGAGACUGUGGCGGAUGAUACGUGCUUUUUGUUAGAAUGAACUCCUAAUCGUAUCUGCUUGACUCAAGAGAGACUUCCACUUAUGCUACCCUCGAUAUGCUACUCAUUGAACUCCUUCCUACGCGGGAACUGAAUACUGCACUAAUAGGCUACGACUAGCUUUCUAAAUCAAGCUAGGGUGUCCAAUUAAAGCUAAAGAGACUGAGUUCGGCCGAUUGAUCCUUUUUGCGUGUGUUGUGUGGGGAGCAUUUGCACUGUUCCUCUUGGGGAGCGUGUGCGUGCCUCUGACUGAAAUAUGCGACAAGUGAAAAUCGUACUUUUUCAUGCAAUUUCUCUUGGUUCGGAGGACUGAUUUAUGGAACUUGAACUUGGAUGAGGAGUCUGAUUUACCGUGUAGAGGAGUCUUCCGUCUCAAUUCCAAGUCUCCCACUUUGUGCAGUCCGAAUGGAAGAAAAAAAAGAAAACUCUAGCACUUCUGUUCAGUCGCUUCGCUUCGCUCCUUUUCUGACUUUAGAGUUGGGAAGUUUCUAUUGGUGGUUUUUCAGUCAUUUAUUAUUUCAAAGACUAGUUUGCAAUGUUUUACCCCCAUAGAAGGGUGGAAGGAGCAUUACUUUUAGGGUUGCAGACGAAGGAUAAGCUUUUUUCCUCCAACUUUCUUAUAUCUUUAUAUGUGAAGUGGAAUAAAAAGCUAUUUCACACUCCAUUUUUCAGCGGGUUUCCUGAACCGGUGGAUAAGUUGGUUAUGGUUUGCUUUCACGGGGAAGUCAAUAAAUGGGGCAUACAAAUCUGGGUCAAGCUCAAUUACACCACCCCCUGGGCAAAAUCUUCUCUUUUCUUAUUCCCACCGCCGAUUGUAGAUUGAAAAGAGAGUACCUCCCAAUCUGGAGUUUAGACAGAGCAGUUCUUCAUUUGCUUCUUCUUCAACCAUUGCACCUCAUGCGCCCUUUUUUCUUCUUCCUUUUAACGUAAGCUCCGAUCUAACACUUCAGACUAAAGCUCCUUCUCCCCGUCCUGGUUUCGCAUAUUUCAUUCUAGGUGAAGUUCUAAACGUCGAGUCAUUUCAUUGAUCGGCUUGGGUCCACGUAUUCUUGAAAUGAAAAGAAUGAAUAACGAAGAGCUCUUACCGAUCUGCUUGAAGAACCGACAGCUACUUUCUCUCAAGUCGAUUCUUCCUUUUUCAUGUCGAGAAAGAGGAGAAUGUUGCUUAAAGUAGUAGGUUGUCCCCUCCCGUCCAUCGUUACUGUGUGACCCUUUAGACUGUCGAUUUUGAGAGUUUGUGGUUUAAAGAAAACAGCAGGUCGAGACUGAACCUCGGGAAAAAACAAGGUUCUCCUCUUUAUUUUGAUUCAAGUUCAUGCUGGAAUCAGACCUAUCCGGGCUGCCUUCUAAAUCAGGUCAACCGUAGGUCGAGCCAUUGCUUCCUCUUCCCUCUACACUGCUACGUGGGGUCGAGCCUUUCGUCCUCUUUCAAUUACAAAUGAACUUCGUUAGUUCUUUAUUUAAAGAGAUCAUACACCCUUUUUCUACGAAAGAGAUAUGUAAAGCAAAUGCACACAUCGAUUUCUCAUCCAUGAAUGAAUUGCCUUUUCCUCUCCUCCUUCUAAACCUACUAAAAGGAAGAAAGUCUAUCUUUCAUAGCUCUUUCUUUGCACUCCUUAACAUCCCUUCUUCCUUAUUCAAAAAGUAGGUUAAGGCCAUGGGCUUUUGUCUAAUUUGUGCUCCCUCCUUUCUCCUCUUCUCUGACUGACUAUCUAACUUUAAGUAGGUUAGCUAAGUUAUUUCUUUUUUGACUUGAAAUAGGGAGUAGGUUUAAGUAGGUUAAAGCUUCGCACCUAGCUGACUUGCCUCCGGUCCUCUUCUUCCUUUCAUCUUAGUAGGUAGGGAUUGAAAGUCAAAAGCCUUUGUAUUGAUAUUGCAAUUGCCUUAUUGAUCAUAGUAGCGAGAUCCAAUUGAUCGAACAAGUGCAAGAACUACUAAAAGCUACUCUAUCUUCUUCAACAAUGUUGAAACUAAUCCUGGAAGACUCAGAAAAAAGAGGUAGAUAGGGUAGAGCAUUGCUUACUUGGUUAUACCCGUUUUACCCUAUUUUGUUAGGUAGUUGUGUCAUACCUUCCCCUCUCUCAUCCCCUAUUUAUUAUCAUAAUCCAUGAAAUAAAGAAAAAGUUUAGGCCAAUGGCCUUGUUCAAUCUCCUCAAAGCAUGAUAAGAUGAAUGGAAUCACGCUACUGAAACAAGAAGAGCAGCCACAACAAUCCUCUUUUUCGAUGUUGUGAUUUCGGAACCUUUUGGCCUCUUAUUAAAUAAGCUCUUUGUUCCGAAACAUCAAUGGUCUCUUCCUCAACGGGCGCAGGGAAUCUCCCCUUUGGUGUCUAGCCAGGGUUUGUUCCAAAAAAAAGACAUGCUUUUCUUGGGUCAUAGGCGAGAAAAAAGAAAAGGUGUGUUUUGGGUUUAGGCUAGUGGGAACGUAAGAUCCAGGCAAAAUCUCCACUUUUCAUGCUUUUUGCCCCCACUGAUUAUCUUCCUUUGGUUUAGAGUCUUCUUCCUUUUAGUAGGUUCUGAAGAUGGAGAAUUUGCUUCAAGAUCUACUUUCUAGUUGGAAAUUAGUCUUAUUCACUUCCUCGUAAGAGAUUGGUUUGUACUCUGCCAGCAAGGAGAAAAGAAGAAAGCCUAGCUUCGCAAGCACCUAUAUAAAAGAAGGGCCACUCUAGGGGCCUCACUCUUUGGGAAUCUAGUUUGAGAUGAUGUUGAAGAGGAAGAAAGAGAUGCUUCGCAACCACUAUCGAGAAAUUGAACUUCAAUUAUGACAUUUAUGAAAUCGAACUUCUUAUACUUCUUUUUGUGUGAUGGGAUUCUUUCUUCUUUUAUCAUACCAUAUCGAUUGUUUAUUCUAUUAACCUAGUUCAAAGUUCAACCCACGAAGCGUAGUCCGACUUCAUGCUAAGAUGUAGAGAUUGUGGAACAAUAGUCAGACGUACGAACUCAAUCGACACGAGGAUCAAUGAAUAUGACCAGCUUAUAUCGGUUUUCAAAACUAAGAACUAAAGUGGAUACCAUGCCACCAAUCGAGCCCUUUACGAGGAAGCUUCCGUUAAGGCCAAGUUAGAAGGGAAGCGCUGCUAGGUAGCCCACUUCGAGAGGCAGGUAUCCCUUUCGCUUCCAAGUUGCUUGUCUAUUAUGCCCACUUCGAGAGGCAGGUAUCCCUUUCGCUUCCAAGUUGCUUGUCUAUUAUGAUUCUGCUCGAUAGCACUAUAUGUCUUGUUCGCCAGAGCUAAUGUCUAAGCUAGGGUCGCUCGUGGGAUUACUCAUCUUCUUUCACUUCAUUCUUUGUUUAGAAGUAGAAGGUUUCGGAAUGAAAUUGAGACCGUCAAGGUUGAGGAAUAGGCAGAAAAGUUUUAGUCUCUUCUUAGUACCUAAAGAUAGCUAUCUCUCUUGAUCCUGGGCCAUGCCCGAUCUUGCUUCUCUCUCAUGAUUGAUCCGACGAGAAGAUCUAAGAAUGACGAAAUUCAUAUAGGGUACCCACAGCUACGAAAGCCUAAUGAACGAAGAAGUGAGGACAGAAAGAUUCUUUGAAUAUGAUGGGUGAUAGCUGACUUCUCUUGAAACAAGAAUGAAAACAACAAAAUGAAUGAGCUCUUUUCUUUUGUCUCUUUCUUCUCCGAAAAUAUCCUCUUAUUCUACUAUUAUCAUAAAACUUAUCAUUUCUAUUCAAACCUUGAACUUCUUAUUCUGUUGCCUUUUUAUUCCUUUAGUGUAGUGGGAGACUUUAUAGUAUUAUGCCACUCCGUUUUCUUUAAUUGGCCGAUCUCUAGGCUUUCUUCUUUUUCUCGAGACAUAUUGUACCGAUUCUCAUCUAGAUUUCGUUAGUCUUUAGUUUCCCCACUACCUUACCCAAUACCGUCGAACCUCUUAAUUCCACUAAAAGAAAAGAUUCCACUAAAACGUCAUAUUUGUAUUUUGAUGCUUCCUUGCCAACAUCUUUCUUUUCUCCCAUGCUUUUCGUUGGUCAACUACCAACCACUACUCUUUAUAGUUCUUUACUACUCAUACAGGAAGGAUUUCUGUCUAGAGGGAAUUUGAUUGAGAAAAAGAAAGAAUGCCUCAAUCGGAUAAAUUGACUUACUUCACACAAUUCUUCUGGUCAUACCUUUUCUUCUCGACUUUCUAUAUUCCCAUAUGCAAUGAUGGAGAUGAAGUACUUGGGAUCAGUAGAAUUCUCAAACUACCAAACCAAUUGGUUUCAGGGAAGAACAUACGGAGCAAGGACCCCAACAGUUUGGAAGAUCUUUUGAGAAAAGGUUUUAGCAUUGGUAUAUCCUAUAUGUACUCUAGUUUCAAAGAAGUAUCCCAAUGGUGUAAGGUCGUCGACUUAUUGGGAAAAAGGAGGAAAAUCACUUUUCUCUCUUGUUUUGGAGAAAUAAGUGGCUCACGAGGUCUCGAAAGAAGUAUAUUCUAUUUGAUCUCGAAGUCCUCGUAUAGCACUUCUUCCAAUCCUGGAUGGGGGAUCACUUGUAGCAAUGAAAUAAUGCUAAUCCAUGUUCUACACGACCAAGGAAGCGUUGUUUUUUAAUUAAGGUUGUUCGGAAGCAUCAAAAUUCAAUUCCUCCAAUUAGUAGUAGGCUCCUGUAGAAGAGAGAUCAAUAAGAGAAAAAGCGAAGGCGGAGGAGGACUUAGUAGGCUCCUGUAGAAGGAGCUCUUUCUGUCUUCUUUUUAUCCUUGUUCACUGAUUUUCUUCCUUUCAAUUCAAACCGCUCCGCUCCAGCACUUCUGUUAAGUCGCUUCGCACCUACUCUUGAGCUCUCUUAUCUCUGUCUUCCUCUAUUUUCUUCUUAUUUUGAUUCUUGAUAAUAGAAAACCUUUCACUCUCUUUAAAGACGCAGAAAGGUAACUGAAAACUCAUAAGUCCAGUUUCAGUUUCAUGAUCCCUAUCUUUUCUUAUGGCUAGGCUUUCUUCUUCCUUGAACUUCUUAUCCUUUUCUCGUUGUGAAUAACUAUUCUAUGCGAAUGAACCCUAUCUUUUCUUAUGGCAUUCUUCUAUGUUUACGGGUUUGAAUAGGAAGAAUCAUCUCUUCCCAUAUGUAAGGUUUCAUAAAUUCAUGAUGCCUUAACAAUAAUAGGCUUUUCUCAAUUCUAUGUGGCCGUCAGGCGGUGCAGAACGCACUAAUUUGGGGUUUUUUCUCCCGGUACUCAAGUUUCUAUGUAAGUCUGAGUUUCGUGUUUAUUGCUUUCAAUAGAUACAAAAGGGGAAAAUAAAUACUUGUGUGAGAUAUACAAGGAAAUAAUAUUGGAGCAAAUUACGAUCAAUCUCCCUAUGAGCUAAGCCCAAUAAUUCUGACACAUAAAUUUUUCACCUAGUGAAUUUUUGUUUAAAAUAUGAGACUAGAUUACGACUUUUUUAUCGAUUAAGAAAGUGAAGAUGAUUGGAUGAGAAGUUAUGGUUGAUUUGUUAAAGUGACAUAUUGGAAGGGAAAACACAAUUUGUUGGUGAUAGUUCUGUAUUCAAUGAUGAAGGAAAGAUGAGAAAAGAUAAAGGAAUUUUGAAUUGAAGUAUUUGAUUGGACUUCAAUUUUUAGAUUGAAGAGGUCUAAUCCUUCUUUUGGUUACAAAGUAGAAAUUUGGUCGAAGAGUUUGAAAAAUGGACAAAAUUAAUUCUGGUUUAAGGUCUAAGAUUGGACUUCUACUUUCUUUGUUGAAGAUUUCAGAAAAUGAAAAAAUUAAGAGAUACAUAGCUUGAAUUUUGGUUGGAAUUCUGAAAUUUGACUACUUUGAUCGAAGACAUCUAGCCAUUCUUUAGAUGGGAGCAGAUGAUUGGAUGGGAAGUUAAGAAAAUGGACAAUAAAGAUACUUCUCAGCCUUUGAUUGGUUUCAAGUCGUUUUGAAGAUCUGUUUUAGUCCCUUUUUGUCAUCAAAGCUAAUCAGUUAAAGCACGUUUUGAAGCUUUUUAGGGUUCUUAUUUUGUUGGUUCCGAAGAUUCUUGAUCUUUA
Messenger RNA from Cucumis melo (muskmelon), 13096 nucleotides. Its product is annotated as putative ATP synthase protein YMF19. Lineage: Eukaryota; Viridiplantae; Streptophyta; Magnoliopsida; Cucurbitales; Cucurbitaceae. Gene Ontology annotation, cellular component: mitochondrion; membrane. The transcript has a single exon. The record is from RefSeq and is a predicted model, not a curated record. Bases 11209 to 11682 code for a protein of 157 amino acids.